AUGCCGAUUCGGAGUUCAAUAAAUUAUAUCCGCGCGAGAGAUCGAAGUAGCAGAGAGUUCAGAAUCAAAUUCUUCUCUUUGAUUUUCUUUUGUUAUUUUCACGCGUACAUUCCCACUUUCUCCCUUUUGCUUUCUUCUUUCUUUCUUUCGUUUUUUUCCAUCUCACCCCACCCCCCACCUCUUUGCUUUUCCUUGGGUUUCUUCACACGUACUUUCAUCCUUUUUUUUUCUUCUUUUUGUCUUUUUUUGGUUUCUUCACGCGAACCUUCUCACUUUCUCCUUCUUUCUUUUUUCUUUCUUUCUUUCUUUUUUCUUUCUUUCUUUCUUUCAUUCAUUCAUUCUUUCUCUGCUUUGUUUUUCUAUUGCCUUUCUUACGCGCACUUUCUCACUCUCUCUCUCUUUUUCUUUCUUCCAUUCUAUCUUUCACUUGUGCUCUUUUUCUUUCUUUCAUUCUUUCUUUUUUAUUUCUUUCUUUCUUUCUUUCUUUCUUCUCUUUGCUUUUUCUUUGGCUUCUUUAAGCGUACUUUCUCACUUUCUUUUUUUUACUAUUUUUCUUCCAUUCUUUCUUUCGUUCUUUCUUUCUUGCUUUCUUGCUUUCUUUCUUUCUUCUUUUUGCUUUUCUUUUGGUUUCUUUACACGCACUUUCUGUCUUUUUCUUUCUUCAGUUCUUUCUUUCUUGCUUGCUUUCUUUCUUUCUUCCCUUUGCUUUUCUUUUGGCUUCUUCACGCUUUCUUUAUGUGUACUUUCUCACUUUCUCUUCUUUCUUUCUUUCUUUCUUUCUUUCUUUGCUUUUCAUUUGACUCCUUCACGCGUACUUCCUCUCUUAUUCUUUCUUUCUUUUAUUACUCAUUUUUCUCAUUGUUUUUCAUCUGGACUCUUUACACCUGCUCUCUCUCUCUCUCUCUCUCUCUCUCUCUCUCUCUCUCUCUCUCAUUCACACACACACAGAGAAUCUCCCUCUAUUUUAUUUUUCUUCUUCUUCCACUCUUAUUGCUACACCCCCUCCUCCUUCUUUAUCACCUUCUCAUUGUUUUCAUCUCUUUCUUCUACUCCACUCCUCCUUUUCCCUUCACAUCCGCUUUUACCACUCUUACACCUAUCCGUUUGUCUUUCUUCUCCUAUUUUUCGUCUCCUUCGCCCCCAUCGUAUUCAACUCCACACCAAAUCCCCAACCUGACUUCUCAAUCUCUAUUCCACUUCAAUUUCGUUCUCUCCUCCAAACCAGACCCAAUCACGGAUGUGGGCAGGGAAUUAUUCGAGCUAAUCACAGAUGAAAACGCGCCUCCCUUAUCAAAAUUGAUCCUCCAAUGCUCGUUCAACUGCACGGCUUCAGGGUGGCCUCUUCCCUAA
This is a messenger RNA of Acanthosepion pharaonis, 1350 nucleotides long. The record is from the annotation of a GenBank genome assembly. NCBI's taxonomy places the organism in Eukaryota, Metazoa, Mollusca, Cephalopoda, Sepiida, Sepiidae.